GAGACUGAGCUCAGAUACCGCCCACGAGAGACAGAUGCUGUUGAUGUUCACACGAAGAAGAAGAAGAAAGUAUUCCCACCAUCACACUGAGCCUUUGGUCGUCAGCUGAUCUCCAACAUCACCUGCCAAUCAUCCACUGAGUUAAAGGCUGAUUUAGACAGAUAAGGAGAAGCUACUUGAUCAGAAACAGCCCUCAAUACCACUCAAAGCAGGAACUUCACUUCUUCACCUCUAUUGCACUAUUCUUUAGCUCUUCCUCUCCUCCACCUCCAGUCUUUGUGUCUCAGGUGUGUGCUAAGGCCUGUGAGCAGUGAUGGGGGAUUGGAGUCUCCUGGGGAAUUUCCUAGAGGAGGUCCAGGAACACUCCACCUCAGUCGGGAAGGUCUGGCUCACCGUCCUCUUCAUCUUCCGCAUCCUGGUCCUUGGCACGGCGGCCGAGUCCUCCUGGGGCGACGAGCAGAGCGACUUCCUGUGUGACACCCAGCAGCCCGGUUGCACCAACGUGUGUUAUGACAGCGCCUUUCCCAUUGCCCACAUACGCUACUGGGUGCUGCAGAUUGUUUUCGUCUCCACGCCAUCCCUCAUCUACAUGGGCCAUGCCAUGCACAUUGUCCGCAGAGAGGAGAAGCUGCGGAGGAAGGAACAGGAGGAGAGAGGGGAUAGUGAAGAAGACCUGGAGGAGGAGAAGGAGUACCUGCAGCGGAAAGAGACCGGAAAAAUGUCUUCUGAGGGGACUGUCCCUUUCCGCCUGAAAGGAGCGCUGCUGCAGACUUACAUCCUGAGCAUCUUGAUCCGCACAGUGAUGGAGGUGACAUUUAUCGUGGUGCAGUACAGGAUAUACGGGGUGUUCCUCAGGGCCCUGUACCUGUGCGAGACCUGGCCCUGCCCCAACCCCGUCAACUGCUACAUGUCCCGUCCCACAGAAAAGAACGUCUUUAUCAUCUUCAUGCUAGUGGUGGCCGGUGUGUCUCUGCUGCUGUCUGUGUUGGAGCUCUACCACCUUGCUUGGAAAAGCAGCAGGAGGUGUUUACGCAACAAGAGGCUGAAGAAGAGCAAACACAGAGCUGUGACGGUGUCUGCGUCUCUGGAGCCCAACAGCCCACCUCUGCCCUCGGCCUCCUGCACCCCACCCCCUGACUUCAGCCAGUGUCUGGCAGCCAAUGGCUCCAUGAACCCCUUGACCUCUAUGGCCUCUCAUCCCUUCAACAACAGGAUGGCGCUGCAGCAGAACUCAGUCAACUUGGCCACAGAGCGGCAUCACAGCUGCGACAACAUGGAGGACGAGGGAGACUUUCUGAGGAUGAGAUACGACCACGUGCCCACAGAGCUGCCAAACAGCUGCGCACCAUCACCUCUGCUGAACUCCGGCUGCAUGAAGGACAAACGCCGCCUGAGCAAGACCAGCGGGAGCAGCAGCCGGGCUCGACAGGACGAUCUGUCCGUUUAGCCGGGGAGAGGAGGGGGAUUUGACUUUCAGAACCAAAGAGAAGGGACUAGAAGAUCAGUUUAGGAGGAUACAAGUGUCAUUGCUGAGUGAAGGGGUCAGAAUGUGAACACAAGCUAAUUAUGCAAACUGGCAUUGAAGCCUGCAACUUGACUACAGAGGAUGGACUAAAUGUUCACUUUAGACCCUGAGAUAUAUGUGUGUGGACUAUGUGACCUUUACAUGUGUAAGCUCUGAGAGCAGAUAGUAUUUGUGAACCAAUCUUUCCCAGUGUUAGAACAACUGAAAACCAAACUGCAAAAUAAUUUUUAAAAGAGAACAGGGUUAACAGGUGUGAUACCAGUCUAUUGCACAUUUUAGUUAAAAUCCAAAAACAUAAGGAGAGGAAAAUACGUAAGUGUGAAUGACAAUGAUGCCUGGACGUGAGAUGACGUAGGGAAACCAUUUAAUUGGAAUGAGAAAUAUGAUACAAAUCUUAACUAUUUAAUUAAUUACAACAUUGUUUUUCUCUCCAACUGCAAAAAAUUGAGACGCAUAGAGAAAACAGGGAGUUAAUAUGCAAUAAACUGUGAAGCUUGCUAAAUUGGAUGGUUUUCAUCCAGGGCAUAUGCAGUGCCUUAAGAAGUUUGAAAACAUUUUUAUUUUUGUCAUACACCAAGUUUUUAUGUAUAUUUUCUUUUUCCAAAAGCCAAAUCAGAUUAAGCCAUAUUUUGACUUGCUAACCUGAUUGCACUACACCCGGGUCAGGUAAAGUCAACUGUAAACUAAGAAUAAUCACCAAACAUUAUAAAUGACAUUUUAAUUCAAACUGUGUUCAUUGUGUGCGUUGUGACAGGAUCAUCUGUGUGCAGAAUGUAGCCUGAUUUCUUUGGAGAGAGAUCCAGGGGAGAAAGAGCUCUUGUCUGAAUGUUGUUAUGAGGAGAUCUGGCCACUGGGUGGAAACAUUGCUCGUUUUUCUGUUUCUGUCCUGGAGCCAUUGUGUAAAUAGUGAAUUUGUUCCGAUGCAAAAUGUAUGUUUUAGUUGAUAUCUUCAAAUGUAUUCGAUUACAUUUGCUGUGUCUCUUUUUUAUUUUAUGUAUCAUCAUUGUUUAGGUUGUUUGUCACAGCAAUUUGUAAAUGAACAUCCACUGCAACCGGGGGUUUAACACAUCUCCUACAACAACCAACCACAGACAUUGUUUUGGUUUUUCCACAGAGAUUUUUAUGCAAUAAACGUCAUCAUUACCCGUUAUAAAUCAAUAAACCAUCAACUGUACAAUCUA
This is a messenger RNA of Gymnodraco acuticeps, 2706 nucleotides long. RefSeq names its product gap junction protein, alpha 5a (gene gja5a). The coding region runs from base 314 to 1447 and encodes 377 amino acids. Gene Ontology annotation, cellular component: connexin complex. The transcript has 2 exons. Gene Ontology annotation, biological process: cell communication. The record is from RefSeq and is a predicted model, not a curated record. Lineage: Eukaryota; Metazoa; Chordata; Actinopteri; Perciformes; Bathydraconidae.